Phytophthora sojae is the source of this 5895-nucleotide messenger RNA. RefSeq lists its product as hypothetical. The transcript has a single exon. The annotation marks the transcript as partial. The record is from RefSeq and is a predicted model, not a curated record. NCBI's taxonomy places the organism in Eukaryota, Oomycota, Peronosporomycetes, Peronosporales, Peronosporaceae. Gene Ontology annotation, molecular function: protein binding.
AUGGACGCCGAGACGGAUCGAAUAGCGCCGCCUCCUUCCGAGGAGCGAUACGAAGUCCACAAUGGUCUUUUCAAAGCCUCCACGAAGGCGUCAGUCGUCGCUCUCAAGCGCAAGAUGGACGGCUUCGAGAACCAAUUGGCGACGAUCCGCGCCCGACUUGAAGCGAGACGAGAGCUAACAGCGCCAACUCAACGAGACUUCCACCUGUCAGCAUUAAAUUCUACCUCAGCCGUGUCAACAACGUCUUCAUCCUCUAUCCAUCAACUAAAACUUCCCUUACUACGACGAAUUGAUGGAACACGAGUAGCGAACGCGCCGCCGAAAGACCCCUUCCUCGAGGUGGAGAACGUUAUCCACCGCACCAUGACCCGAGAGCUCUACGAUCGUGACGCAAACAUCGUGGCGACAAAGGAAUUCGCGGCUGCAUCCGCUACUAAAGACGCUGAGCAGUUAGGAGAAGAGGCUCGGAAGCGCAUGGUCGCGUAUACGCAGAACGAGAGCGGGUGGCGGUUCGAAGAGCGUACCUCGAGGUACCAGCAGGUGAUGGAGGUGAAGCAGCGCGCUGACCAGGCCCAACGCGAAGCUGAGCUGCAGCGUGAUACCGUUCGCCAGAUGAAGACGCUGCUGCGAGAUCCGUACAAGGAGCUGCGGUCAUGUCCAAUCCCGAGAAGUGAGCUCGCUCCUCUAGCGUCAAUACAAGACCAGACUUUAGAGAGGAGGAAGGCGUUCGAGUGGAUCUGGGUCCUCGCUUCUCCGUCUACAAAACUAGCGUUUACACCGCGAGAGGAAACGCCGAACAACGUGAUCGACAGCGAGAAGGAGCUAUCGAUGUACGUCGUGUACUACAUCGCUGCCUCAGAUGCUAACGCCAAGCGUGUCGAGACUGCAGAGCAGUGGCGCGAUGUAUUGGGCAACGACUGUCCACCCACAUCUGGCUGGAUGGGCUGCUCGGUCCACGGUGUGCCCCCAGCUCCAGAGUUGAUAUCGAUUAGAUCAGGGAUUCAGACUUGGACUGUUGCAGGCGCUGGAGCUGGUCAUCUGAACGGUAAAUACAUGGCAUGUGGGGUGCACGAUAAUGUGCGUAGGUUCAAGUCGCCUGCUGGGGUGGAGCUCUUCCGGAAAUGUGUACCGGUAGAUUCUCGGUUGGCUCAAAUUCUCCAUGGUGGGGAGUCUGCGCGUCCUGAAUCCGCCAGCCCCAGUGUUACUGGUGACGAUUUGGGUGGGAAGGAAGACACGGCAAAAUUGACACAGAAAGCGAAGCCGGGUGUAGUUUUACCUAGUGGGUUAGCUGCGAUCGAGAAGGAUGAACUUGACUUCCGAUCAAUGCGGCGGGUUGGCUCGUGGCUUAGUACGAACGAGGCUAUCGAACGGAACCGACGAAUGCUAGCAAGUCGCAGUAUUGGGGACGAUUCUGCAGCGUUAAAGCUUGAUGGGAGUAGUGUGAUGAGCCAAGAGUCUCGAGAAGUGGAAGACGCCAGUGAUUUCGUGGAAUCCCGUCCUGAAAUCAGUGCUCCUUUGUGUCGAGAGUGGGUACUAUUUGCACGAUGUUCGAGGCUUCGAGGGGAUAAAGGGGUCUCUGGACCAAGCGAGCCUCCGAUGAAUGGCGUUGGUCUGGGUUGUUUGAAGCGACACUACUACAUUUCGUUCGAGGAGAAGAGAGACAUGACGGUUUGGGUGCAGACGAAGGAGUCGUGGCUGGAGAAAAAUGUUCUGAACAUCAUCAUCGAGCGCGAAGCGCAACUGGAGCGCGUGCACCACUUGAGCCGCAAAUGUAUGGUCAAAUUCCAGCAGAACUUGCGGGAGGAGACCGAGAAGUCGAAGCUGAAGUUGUUCGCAGAGCUGAAUCGCGUGCGCUUCUUAACAGUGAAAGUGCUAGAAACCAUUGCUCGUUGGCGGGGACACGCUAGGAAGGUUGGCUUUGCGCGAUACGAUGACCCAGUGAAGCGGAUGAAAGGGCUUAAAGAAGGCGCAGCCUGUAGCGAGAAAGUUUUACAACAGCCCGAAACGGAGGCGCCUCUGCUUGGAUGGUCGUCAUCGAUAACGUUAGACACGGGGAAGCAGCUCUACAAAGGCUCCAAGGCUUUCGUGUCCAAAGUGAAACGCUUCCGUCGAAGUGAAGAUGUUACCGGUAAAAAAGAGCAACACAUCGUGUAUUUGGGGUACUUCGAAACCCAAGAAGAGGCUGAGCGCGCGUAUGACGAGCACGCAGCCUCCGAAGCACGGCGGUUGAACACCACGGUGGAGCAUCUCCCUCGUCGACGAAAUGUAUUUCGCUCUUGUGGCAAACACUUUGCUGUGGAGAGUGAAAAAGAUGGCCCCAGUUUCUGUAUCGAGUGCAAAACCAAGCGACUAGCGUCGAUAUCGUCGACUUUGGCGGAUGAAUGGGUACCACCAUUCUUUUAUGGCACGGGGGUCAACUAUAUCAUGAAAAUGGCGAAUGACUUGGACUUUCUGGAUGAGGUGCUGCCCCUGAAGGCAGCUCUGAACAUUGGUCGUGGCGUUCAUGAAGACGAAGCGUUCCCACUGCGGGGUAAUUUAUUUCUUCUUCCCAGAACACCUAUACAAGACCCUGACCUCGCUGUAUUCACGACGUUUUCAACCCCUACAGCUCCGCGUCUGGGUGAGAGUCUCGACAGUCGUGGAGUCAAUGAUAUUGAUGACGAGGCUCUCGAUCGCGAGCGAAUCUUCAAAGCGCAGCAGAUUUUUCUGCAGGAGCUGCAGAUUUAUCGACCCGAGGUGCUGUCUAAACCACAGAAUGCAGCUCAAAAUCCACUUCCCAAGCAGAAAAUUCGCGAGGAUUUAUCACCGCAGUAUCGCCUAGUAGAAGCGUUGUAUUGGGACCAUUGUGCGGCGCUCAAGGUCCAGCAAGAAAGAUUGCCAAUGGCUUUGCGACAGGAUAAUAUAUGGUGCCGACCUGAUGCGGGCGAGUGGGCGAGCUUAGCGGUUCGAGGAGCACACCAGCUGCACUUUUUGUUCGAGCAGAAGCUGGAGAAGGCUGGGAAAGAGAUGGUGCAGCGACGGCAACAGGUCCUCGCAGCUGUGCGUCAGCUGAACAAGGUGCCGCUGUAUUUUGUGCCGUCACGGACCAACUUUACGGAGCUUAUCGCGGCUGGCCAGCAGGUCCGCGGUGACGUGGUGCAACUCGAGGUGAAUAUUGCUACUAAGCGACUGCAACGAUACGAUUCGUGGUGCAUCAAGUCACUGGUCGUGCAGCGAUGGUUUCGCGGUGUUUUAGGGCGACAAAAGGCGCGAACAACACGGAAAGCGCUCCGUCUUGCUUACAAACUGCGAGUAUUUUACACCAAGCAGGUCGCUGCUGUGGCGAGAUCGUUUUAUGAGUCUCAAGUGCUUGCAGUAGCGGUUCGUAAAGCUUACAAGGCUAUUUGUACGCCGAUCUACACGCGCUCAGUUAUGAUGAACGGAGAGCUUGUGGUCGUCACCUUCCAUUCCCUCCAGCACUACCAGCUCUACCACAGAGAUUUCGAUACCACGGCAACGACCAAACGAUCCGUAAUUCCUUCUAAUUGUUGCACAAGUUGUGCCCGCCGACAUCACGUUAAAGUGCACUAUCAAUCGUUUGAGAGCAAGUUCUCGGUGCUUCAAGGAGUUUGUACGUGCUCAGUAUGCGGAGGAAGCUCCCAAGACGACGAUAAAGCGAGCGAGAGCUGGUUGAUUCGUGCGUACAGUCCUUCACAUAAUGUCAUCUAUCGGCUACGAGUGGAUUCACCGCAGCUCGAGCAGCUACUUCAAUCGCAAUUCUACCUACCGUCGUCUAGUGCCAACUACCGCCCGCUUGUCGUAGAAUGGGAGACGGCAAAACUCGCAGCAGCCGUGACAUCAAACUACACAAAAUAUUGCUGCCAGAAAGCAGAUAAGGCAGUAACUACGCUGGAAAAUUGGAGGCGGAUUAGCAGUGGGGCGACGCAGACUCGGAAAUCCUUGCUGGUAGCGCUAGAUAAGAGCUUGGCGCUACUGACAAGUACCAAGUCUGCGCAUGAAGUCUCAGUAAUUAAUGCGAAGAAGGCUCUAGACUUCACAUCACGACCAUUUUCGGAGGCCCAGGCGUGGGACCCGCUGGAGAACGCCAACGACUGGAGGUUCAUCGUGGAGAAGCGGCAGUUGGUCAAGCGUCUGGAGGAGACACACCAGGAGGUGGAGCGCUUACGGGUAGCGCAUUUCCAGGCUACAUACAAUGAGCAAUACGCUCGAGCAGGGGCUACCCAAGCGCAGGAAGAGUACACUCGAUACUGGAUGCCGCUAAUUGAACGAGAAAGCCAGGCAAUGGAGGAGGCCAUUCUGGGUGAAACUACAGCGAGGACGAAGAUGGAGAACUUCAUGGAGCAAUUGUUCGCUCGCUUCUUGACGCUGCGUGAUGGUUACCUGGUUCCUACUCGACGUAACCUUGUCGUCCAAAGCCCUCUUUGGCACGAUAUGGCUUCCUUUCGUCUUGAUAUUCCAGGACUUAGGCGACGGCUGAAUUAUUUGCGAAGCCGAACUUUAGUUCUAUCAAAUCUGGCCAAGCAGAACAAGCGGACUCGACGGAUGGUUGUGACCGUCAGUAUGUGGCCGCUUAUCGCCCGCAGCGGCAAUAACGCCCGCACAAACAGAGACCUGUGGGUGACUGCGUACGACCCGGUGGACUGCUCGAUGCACAAUAUCUUCCUGGAAUGGGAGCUCGUUCAGCUUCUAACCGGAGCACCAGGGAGGAAAAUCUGGCAAGACGCUACGGAAUCUAAGAGGACUGCGUGGAGAUCUAUUGCGGAUAUUUUGCUCUCGUUAACUAUGCUGGACCGCUUUACCGGUGAAUUUACGCUGCAAAAGCUGCAGUUCUACCACACAUUGCGUCGUUUAACUCCGCAAUUUUUAUCCAGCAAGGUGAUGAGGGACCUUCAAGCAGGUCGAAAAUCCGGACAAGGAGACGAGGUAUUGCGUCAAGCAGUGUCGGUCGAUGGGAAGCUGUGCGUUGUUGUGGUGUACGAGAACUGGGGAGAUCUGAUCUUCGCUAUUUAUCACACAGCGAGUGGUGAAUUUUAUCGAUUGGAAGUACCGUUACGAGUCGUGUUUGACCUUCUAAGCAGCAAACCGUUGAUGCUUCGCCUCUGGAUAAGUUGCGUCAAGUCCAAUUCGUACGCACCGACACUUUUGGUGCAUCUUUUGAAGCAUGUGAGGUUUUGUAAAUGCGAAGAUGGAAGUGAACUUGCGCGGAUAGAUCAUGACAUUCCUGCUCAGAAACGCUCCAAGCGCUACCAAUCUCUACUUCGCAUUCAGAAUCGACAGGUCCUUGUGAGCAUUAUCGAAGACAGUGGAGGCGACUUUCAGGUUUCUGGAUAUGAUGUGCGAAGCGAAUUGACCUACAAACUUCUGCUUGAGCGUGAAGCUCUUCACCGAAUCCUCAAAACGGGUGUUGUCCACGAUGGUGCGGAUAUUGGAGAACCUCUGGCAACUUCCGCUUCGUCGCUACUACUCCGUCGGAACAGAAAGCUGCUGUGUGAAUGGAUUUGUAGUCGUCUGCGCUUCCAAAGCAUGCUAGAACACCCUGAGCUGGUUACGUCCGGAACUUCACCGUUAGUUUACGGACUUCAUUUGCGAGAAAGUUUUCGGAUUCUGAAUCGGUGGAUUGCUACAAGUCCGAGGAAUCCGCUGAGUGCUGUGCCCGAUACAGAAAUUACGCGCCGCGCGUCUUCAAUCGACGCUGCUGCCUUUGCAAGUCUGCAGUUCGACCAGCUAACACUAGUGGCGCACCGCCAACUCCCUUUUGAACUAGAGAAAGAAUAUGUUGGCACGAUGGACUGGAUAGCAGCUGUGGCUGGAACGUCGCCUUCAUCAUGGAAGAAGCAGCUUCCGUAUAUGAAGAUGGAUUUCUUUGUGAAAUCUCAUACUUUAUUUGCUCGACUG